AUGUGUGCUAGGAAAGUGUCUCGCGUCCACCACGAUCUUAAUGAUAUAAUAAAAAAGGUAGCCGAAGUUAAGGAAAUUACAGACAUUGAGUAUAAUGUUAUUUUCGGAUUUGAUGACGUCGACUCCUUCGCUUCUGGCAUUCAUAAUGUCGUAAUAAACGGAAAAAUAAACGGUAUUAAAGUUAAAUACAAAGUCGUUUUAAAGUGGCACCACAGCGCUGUGGACCGAACGUGUUUCAGAGAUGCUUAUAGACGAGAAUUCGUGUUUUAUAACUGCGUUACGCCGCUCCUUCUGGAAAUUCAAAGGAAAUCGAUUUUAAAUGAGGGACUGAAAUUUAAGUUUCCUAAUUGUGUUCUAUCGUCCAUGGAGUUCGAUAAGGAGGUGAUUGUUCUCCAUCACUUGAAGGACUAUAAAACAUACAACAGAUUUCACAAAAUGGAUCUACACCAUGUAUCAUUAAUCAUUAAGAAUUUAGCUAAAUUACACGCGUUAUCAUUUGCAGCAGCAGGGAUUAAUCCAGAUGAAUUCGAUAGAAUCAAAGAUAGUCUUAAUAGAGAUGUGCAAUAUUCGGAUACAAAGAAGAUACCGAAAUCGUUGGUUUAUUAUUUCAACGCCUCCCUCUGCGUCGUCGCAGACGAGGAGUAUAAGGAUAAAUUGAGAAAUAUCUCUCGACAUAUAGCCUUUAUUCUUAAUAAAUUAUCAGCCCCCAUCUCACCGUACAGUGUCCUUUGUCACGCGGAUUGCUGGCACAAUAACGUGUUAUUCAAAUAUCACGGAGACAGACCGGUGGAAGCUAUCUUCAUAGAUUACCAAUUAGCUCGCUUUGCGUCACCAGUUACAGAUCUCUCAUACUUCUUCUACAUGUGCACAGACUACGAAUUUCUUUCGAAGAACUACGACCAACUUCUGGAUAUUUAUUAUGCGACUUGCGCGGCUGUGCUCCGCGAAUGUUACAUUAAUAUAGAUAGUGUAUAUCCUAGACAAAUAUUUGUGGAUGAAUUAAGGUAUUAUUCGCUAUUUGGAUUAGUGGAGGCUUUGAUUUCUAUGAAGAUAAUAACAGCGGAUGCAGUGGAAGCUCAGAAAAUGACAGAAAUGAAAAAUCAACUGGCUGAGGUGAAUGUAGAUGACUAUGAGAUACAACAUCAAGAUGUGUUCGUGGAGAGAGUGAAUGGAAUUGUGAAUUUCUUUUUUGAAAAGAAUUACUCGUUGAAUUGCGGUGUCUGUGAAUAA
This is a messenger RNA of Leptosia nina, 1230 nucleotides long. The record is from the annotation of a GenBank genome assembly. NCBI's taxonomy places the organism in Eukaryota, Metazoa, Arthropoda, Insecta, Lepidoptera, Pieridae.